AUGUUGGAGGAAGCCUUAAGAGCAGACUUGAUAACGGUAGCCCAAGAAUCUACCCCGCCCGGCGCGGACGAAAACAAGUACUGCCGGUACCAUCAAAAUAGAGGGCAUACAACAGAAGAUUGUGUUACGCUGAGGGACAAGUUGGAAACUCUCGUUCAGGCGGGACAUUUACAGAGGUUCGUACAGCGACAAAGGGGGCCCUCUUCGGUCAGAGCUGGAGGACCCAAUGGAAGGAACAACCCACCUCGGGGAAAUCACCACCAAAGGCGUGACAGGAGCAGGAGUAGAAGCCCGAAUCGUACGGUAAGGGGUGUCAUUAACACCAUCUCAAGGGGAUUCGCGGGAGGUGGUUCGACCUUGGCCGCCAGGAAGAGACACUUGAGGAGCCUGCAUAGUAUCAAUCGAUCGAGAGAAGCAAAAAGGACUAUGCCCGCAAUUACCUUUUCCGCUCAAGACUUCCACGCACUAGAUUUGGACCAAAACGAUCCGAUGGUCAUUACGGCAAUGAUCGCUCGGUACCAAGUGGGAAAGGUCCUGAUAGAUCAGGGAAGUUCAACCAACAUAUUAUAUUGGAAGACGUUUAAGCGCAUGGAGAUUUCAGAGGACGCCAUCAUGCCCUUCAAUGAGCAGAUUGUGGGGUUUGCAGGAGAAAGGGUGGAUACAAGGGGAUAUGUUGAUCUGAGAACAAGUCUGGGAAUGGACAGAAGGGCCAGGGAGAUUAAAGUUCGUUUUUUGUUGGUAGAAGCCAAAACUUCUUACAAUGUUCUUUUAGGAAGACCAUGCUUAAAUGCUUUCGGGGCCAUUGUAUCAACCCCUCACCUGACGUUGAAGUAUCCAACGGAUGAUGGUGAAGUUCACACUGUCCGGGCGGAUCAAAAGAUGGCUCAGGAGUGUUACGCAGCAGGAUUAAGGGUAAAACCCAGAGCAGUGGAGUCAUUGCACAAUAAGUCUGAGGUGGCUAUGAUGGAAUUGGAUCCAAGGUCCCCUCUGGAGGAACGGGUGGAACCAUUAGGAGGGGUAUAG
Messenger RNA from Vigna radiata var. radiata (mung bean), 1023 nucleotides. RefSeq lists its product as uncharacterized. The record is from RefSeq and is a predicted model, not a curated record. NCBI's taxonomy places the organism in Eukaryota, Viridiplantae, Streptophyta, Magnoliopsida, Fabales, Fabaceae. The coding region runs from base 1 to 1023 and encodes 340 amino acids. The transcript has a single exon.